UCCUCCAACUGCUAGUCAGCACCAACCGAUGCUGCAGAAUGGGGAAGGGUCUCAAAACCAUGAUCCUUCUUGUGUCAGUUCUGGGGACUCUAUAUUAUUAUAUUUACCUGCGCAAAUCUUCCAUGUUGCAAUUUUCAGAACUUAGCAAUGUGUUUCACUCAUCUGAGACAAUGCUGUUGUCCAAAACUGGGGUACUGGAGGAAAGUUACCACCAAGUCAAUAAUUCACGGAUUUUGUUUGCUAAAAACUUAGAGGACAAUGUCAAGGCCGGGCGAAACGACGAAGAUUUCUGGAGAGACCUCAACGUGCUCAGUACGAAACUACCAGAGACAGUGCAGUCAAUGAGGAAUCCCUGCUGGUGGAACCAGCAUCCACCCCAGACCACCUGUGACAAACUGACGCUGAUGAACAAGGCCUUGAAACUGCCUGCUAACCCGGAGAAUGGGCCAGUUCUGAGGUGCUUGCCGUAUUUCUAUCUCAUUGGUCAAGCAAAGUGUGGAACAACAGACUUAUUUUCCAGAAUCACCCACCAUCCUAGUAUUCUGUCACCCAUAACAAAGGAACCAUUUUGGGUUUUUCCUCUACGGUUUCAAAAAGGUUGUUCAUCGAUUGAGACCUACCUUGACUUUCUUCAAACCUCCUCUGACACGAUUAAGGACGACUACUUAGCCCGCAACGUUAGCUCACUAAUUACAGGGGACGGAUCAACCACGACCAUGUCCGGAAACGCCUGGUGGAACAUGUUGCCUGGUAACGAGGGAUGUGGAGAGCCAUGCAUCACCAACGCUAACAUAGUACAUCACAUGAACCCCAGAGCAAAGAUAAUCGUGUCACUGAGGAAUCCUACAUCCAGGUCGUUUUCCUAUUACAUCAUGAAGGCUCGAGUUUUGAAGUACAACAUUUCCAAGGAACAUUUUCAUAACCUAGUGUUCAACGAAAUUACCGAGUUUCACAACUGCAUGUCACUCUCAUCUCUCCGUUCCUGCGUCAUGAACACAACGGAGGAGAAUUACCUCACUACAGCGAUCGGCCUUCGUUCCAGCAUUUACCACACCCACCUGGUCGACUGGUUGAAAGUCUUCCCUCGAGAACAGAUACAUGUUAUACAUUUUGAACACUACAUUAGACAUGUAGAAGAUACUCUUGCUGGCGUCUACAAUUUCCUCGAAGUAGGGUUGCCGUCCGACAAUGAGAUGAAACACAUUGCUGGACGUCGAAUCGAGAAUCAGAGAACAGAAACUGGGAAACAGCUCGGUGACAUGUGGCCGGAAACACGAGCCCUACUCGAUAAUUUCUUCAGACCCUUUAAUGCACAACUAGCUUCCUUAUUAAACAACGAGGCCUUCAAAUGGACACUGAGCAACUAAAGUUUGGAACAAAG
Molecule: messenger RNA, 1381 nt
Organism: Haliotis rubra (blacklip abalone)
Lineage: Eukaryota; Metazoa; Mollusca; Gastropoda; Lepetellida; Haliotidae
Product: carbohydrate sulfotransferase 15-like
Exons: 7
Coding region: 39-1367 (442 amino acids)
Biological process (GO): hexose biosynthetic process
Molecular function (GO): N-acetylgalactosamine 4-sulfate 6-O-sulfotransferase activity
Source: RefSeq, a predicted model, not a curated record